GCUGUAUCGCAAUGAUAUUAUCAAAGAAAAGAUCUUCAUAUAAAGAUAUGACUAUGUACAAAUGUAUAUGUAUAUAAAAAAUGGAAGUAUUAAAGAAAAAAGUACGUUGCCUAAAAUUCUCAGUAAUAAACCCGUACAUGUACAUUUUUCAAUAAGAAAAACACGAUAAAAAUAGUUCCAUAUAUAAAUAAAAAAAAUAUUUGUUGUACGAGUGUAGGUUUUGGUUAUCAUUUUUUUAAAUAAAUUUAACGUAUAUCUCAUUGGAAAGCUAUGAAAAAAGCAUAAACUUUAAGCCGGCUAGAUAUUUUAAUAAUGGAAUACUUUUCUUCGUAUACGCAAAUGUUUGAAGGUACUAUGUUAAAUUGAAAUUUCAUAACUCCAAAAAUUUUCAAAUUAUAUCGAAAUAAAAAAAAUACGUGUCCAAUAUUUUGCCUCAGAGAACACAAACGAAAAACAAAAAUGUUUUGCACGUAAUUAGAAAUAGUUUUAAAUUAGUGACAGCUCCAAUUGCAAGCCUGUUGGUAUGAAGCGUGCUGUUGUCUAAUGAACUGUGACCAUAAGGACGUGUGUACUCCAAUAUCUGACAGAUGCUGCUUGUCGUCUUCAAUGUGUUUAAUGCAUAAGUGUAUGUGGAAACAUGGUAUUAGGCGAUUCAACCGAUAAUUUGGUUGCAGGGGAUGUAAAGUAUAACUAUCGUCUAUACAUAGUUUCGACAUUUGAAACGUGUUAAUUUGUAUAACAUUUGAUGAAUCUGAUAUAAGCUUUUGUUGCUGUAGAUAUUGUUAAUUGUGUAUUACGACUACAUGAUAAUGGCGUCUGUUUUGUUAAGCAAACUGGAUGUUGGAUAUCUUGAGAAGUGCAGUGGCGAUAGUGGUCUUAAUUAUGGCAUUAUCAUAAGCCAGAUUGUUAAAUCGGAAAGCUUCUUAGUAGUUCAUCUUGCAAAAAACUGUGAAGAAGACAUGGAAAUCUUGCUAAAAGCCAACGAGAAUGAAUUAUUACAGGGACCUACCUGCAUAGUCGAUAUCAGUACGCAAGCUUUAGCUACGCAGUGGACUGCCGCCAGCAAAAUGUGUCCUGGAUCUUUUAAUGUACAAGGCGUUUUUGUUACCAGUGAGAAGCAGAACUUUGAUGAUGAAAAUACAAAUAUUGCUGCAAAGAAAAUGUUUCACGAGUUGUACAAUAUACUUUUUCAAGGCAAUGUUUUCUGUGCCUCAGUUGAUGAAGGAAAUCUAACUUUGAUAUUUCUAGCAUAUUCAGCAGCGAGCAAGAAAGCAAUUUGUCAAGCUUAUAGGCAUGAUAUGACGGGCGGCUCUUUUACUUCCAUGAAUUGUCAGUACAUUGAUAAAUUUAUAGACUGGCAUACUUUUGAAUGUUGCUAUGAAUUGGAUGAAAUAUUUCCAAUAUUUGAUGAUUCCCAGAGGAUUAAUAUAGAGAAUCAAUUUCAACGUGCUUUGUUAGCAAUGAAACGAAGUUUAUUCGAAAGUGAAAUGUUUAUAGAGAAUAUUUGGGUGAAUGAAUCUUUACCUCUGGAUGCAUUCGCAGCAAGCAAUCGAAAGAAAGUCGCGAAUGAAAACUACAAAGCAACUAUAUUUUUACCAGUAAAAUGUCAUCAAUAUAAUGAGUAUUCGGUUAAAGUACGGAAAUUCAAUGGUACAAUUCGGCUUUCUGGCAUUAUUUUUUCUAGAGUUUGGUGCAGCAGUAAGAACACCUUGGGUGAUGUUAAGCGAUUUGUGCAGAAUGAUAUAUUACGUUCAUUAGCGGCCAGAAUUCAAGUUUACUGUGAUGGAUUAACCGAUCCUCAUGUUAGCAACGACUCUGUAUUUAUAAGUGAACCUCCGCGUCGUGUUUUCUUUAACUUAUUCGUUGAUGGAACAAUCAAUCCAAUACAAUUCUCAGAAUAUAUAUUUCGCGGAGAAGCUCCAACAGUAGCUGUGGCCCAAGCUAAACAAGUUCUUGAUUUAGAUAUUAGUUUAGAAAAUAUUGUUGCAGACUUAGAAGGUUUACCCGAUGAUGAAAUAUAUAGUGAUAUAUCGUUUUCUAAUUUACAUAAAAAUUCUACGCAACCCCUGGUUAAUGCAGAAAAAUACUUAACACGUUCCAUGUACAUUUUAAGUAUAACCAUCUCUCUUUUAGUGCUCUUAUGUUCUAUUUGGCUGCAUUAUUUCUUUCCUUAAUUAUACGUGAACCUAAGGAUAAAUUUAAAAAUAACUAAGCUAAAAUUUAAAAAACUUUUUUUGUUUGUUAAAUAUUCAGUUUUAUUUAUAUUAAAUCAUGUACAUUAUAUCAUGUCUUGUAAACAAAAGGAAUUUUGUACCAUAUAUUUAAUCAAUUAUAAAAUGGGUUAAUAAAAAAAUAAAAAUUUUUUCGUA
This is a messenger RNA of Bactrocera oleae (olive fruit fly), 2369 nucleotides long. RefSeq names its product protein odr-4 homolog. NCBI's taxonomy places the organism in Eukaryota, Metazoa, Arthropoda, Insecta, Diptera, Tephritidae. The record is from RefSeq and is a predicted model, not a curated record. Gene Ontology annotation, biological process: intracellular protein localization. Gene Ontology annotation, cellular component: endomembrane system.